Messenger RNA from Suillus plorans, 2628 nucleotides. RefSeq lists its product as uncharacterized. The transcript has 8 exons. NCBI's taxonomy places the organism in Eukaryota, Fungi, Basidiomycota, Agaricomycetes, Boletales, Suillaceae. The record is from RefSeq and is a predicted model, not a curated record. Bases 1 to 2628 code for a protein of 875 amino acids.
AUGCCUGUAUGGAAUCAGAGUCAUUACAGCCGUGAUCCAACAGUAGAUGGGCUGAAAGAAGCCCUUGCCAUAAUUCCUCCCCCCGAACUCUUAGCCAACAUCAACGGCAUUCAAGAACGGUGGAAAGUCGCUGUCCUUGCCUUACUUGUUCAUCAACUACACAACGAUGGCGAUCACAUCAAUCUUACUCACGGAUUUCACUCUCUUACUUCAACUCACUACUGUACAGGAUCAUCACGGCCUGGUCCCACUCAGCAAACCAACCAACAGCAGCGGAUGACUCUUUGGCAGAUGCGCACUGAUCACACGAAGACUAUCCUGGCUCUUAUCUUUGAUCUGUGUACCGCACUUGAUCGGCUUACUGGUGGCUCAACAUUGUUUUUCCAUCACCCUGGUGCUACUGUUCCAGGUGGUGAUAUCACCCCAGAGUCGCUGAAAGCCGAUGUCUACGUUAACCCAAGGGUGCUUGCAGAGAAUGAGGAAUUACAUCAAAUUGUCGCAGAGCUAUCUCAGUUUUUCAUUGAGCAUUUUGCUACGCCUCUCGCACAUCGCUUUGCUACUUGUCAUACCCUCAACAAUUGGCCAGCAUCCAGUGGAUCUAGCACGACACCAUCACAUUCCUCUACAGCGAAUUACAACCGUGUCCCCCUCGUCCCUGCACCACUCAUCAACUCAUCAUGCCAUUUCCAUGUUCGAGGCCGUCCUUCCAGCAGCCUUGCCCAGCUUAUUGGUCUCAACACCACCCUUCUAUCAGUUGUUCCACAGGGGUCGCCCCUUACCUGGAAUACGAAAGCUGUCCCUAUUUUUUUGGCACCAGCAGAUCCGAACACGUCAAACAUUCAGGCAAUUGAUUUGCGGAAAUCUACUAAACGUCCUGUGGUCGUCUAUGAGUCUGAAGAUGAAGAUGAUGGUUACCCUGAUACCAGCCCUAUUACUCCCAUUAGGAACAAGAGCGCUGUUAUCCCGUCAGCUAUGAAAGUCAGCAAACAGAGAGCUCUGCAGUUGCCAUCUCCACAAGCUGUUCAACCUUCCUCCUCACUUCAGCGCACAAUCCCUCUGUUGCGGGUCCAGCACGAGGUCUUAAGAUCAUUCGGUCCUGAAACGGAGGAAGUCAUCGAUACACUCGGGCUCCCCGACACAUUACAUACAAUAUGCGCUAAUAUUGAGAAGGCAUCUCUACCGAAACGGUGGGUUGCAAAGCUAAUGGAGGAGGCCGGUCUUAGUAUGGAACAAGCUGAAGCAAUUUCAGAGGCUAUGCUGCAGGAUGCUGGUUUCUUUUCAUGCAAUAGUGCACAAGUUGGGCGCACAAAGAUGUCAGACAUCAUCAAGGACAAGGCCGAAUACGAUGAGCUUACGGAAGAUGAAAAGAAGGCUCUCGUUGCAGAGUUUGACGAAUUCAAAAGCCAUGCUGCCAAACAUCCACCUAAUAUUACAGCUUGCACUAAGUCAACUGAGUGUGCGAAAAGCUUUCAGGCUCUCGAGGCACUUUCACAAUGCGCUGGCAUAGAGGCCUUUGUGUUUAUGGUUUGCAGCACAUCUGACUUUCAGAUGACACCGAAGGCAUUCUUUACCAGUGCUGCCUGUGAGCACUUCAUGCGCAUCUACCUGCGGCGUGAUGCUGCACGUACUGCCACUGACUUCAAAAGUGCAAUGCUUUCGAAGGGGAUCUUUACUUCUGCAGCGACCAACCAUAAGAAUCGUGUCAUAGAAGCGAAGCGAAACAUUCGUGCCGGUUUGCGAGCAUCUCUUUGUGAAGUUACCAAGGACGCAUCAGCAACUGUAGAGUUCACUCGCUAUGAAGUUGCAAUUGUCCGCAAAUAUCACAUCAAACUCGUAGGUUGGAACCACCCCCAAUGGGCCAAUCCGUCUGAUCUGAAGGGUGGGAUUGAGGCACUCGAGAAUGUUGUUGCUGCCAUUGCUAACAAUACCUGCCGCUUUGUUGAGAUUACAGCAGAUGAAGUAGAAGAACACCGACAAAAAAUUGCAGAUGGGGCAGUUCUCACACCUGAAACCAAGCCCCGCCUUCCACCACCACCUACUAGUACCCUUAUCUUGUCACCACCCUCUCAGCCUACACCUUUGUUGUCCGCAGAGCCCUGCCUUCCACCACCACCUACUACCCUUAUCUCGUCACCGCCCUCUCAGCCUACACCUGUAUCGUCCGCAGAGCCCCACCUUCCACCACCACCUACUACCCUUAUCUCGUCACCGCCCUCUCAGCCUACACCUUUGUCGUCCGCAUUAGGUGAUUUCGGUGAUUCUAUUUCAGCUUCCAGUGCUUCCUCGGCAUCAGAUUUUUUGAUUGACACACACAAUUCAUUUGAUACCUUACCAGAUGUAUCACAGUCGGAGUCUCGGCCAUCAUUACCUAUUAGCUCAAUCACCGAUGAUCUGGUAGACCCAAGUCUUCUCGCACUCAGUAGAGAUACUCAAAAUACUGCCUACAAUGAUAGCGCGCCCCCAACAACGAGUCAGCUCCCUCUCCACCGCAACAAAAGGCUGUCAGAUGCUGUGGCACCACAGCCACACACAAAACAUGUGAGAAAAUUGACAGAGAAACAAGCAGCGCUUGAGGAUGCUAGGAUAGAUUCUGAGUGGCAGAGGAAGAGUAAGAAAAAAGGGACUUGA